GUUUGUUCGCACCGUUGCGGCCGUUUUGUAUUAUAAAAUUUGAAAUUGUAACUCAGAAAAGUUUCGGCCGACAACUCGAUCUAAACAUCAUAUGCAUGUCGGCAUUGUGUUAACUUGGCUGUGUUUUGGCUUUUAAAACAAGGGACUCGGCCGUUUUGAGAAAAUCAUAUCCCAAUGCUGACCUGCCAACGACGUAACGGAAGAAACAUAUGACCAGUAAAUACAUAAAAACAAACAUAGAUACGUGCAAAGUCAAACAACUGCCGCUUACUGCUGAAAACGAGUAGCACUAAAAUGCAGAACUCCCAAUCGUCUUGCGCGUGGUAUCUGCCAUGGUCUUUGGCGGCGCAGCAGCAUCAGCAGAAAAUAAUGCAAAUGCAGGCGCCGUUUUUGGAUAAAAUGGGAGCUUCUUCGUUGGGCGGUGGUAUUUUCGCCACUCAGCCUCAAGUCCAACAACAGCUCUCACCAAACACGGCAGCAGCUCCUCCGUCGAACUACCAGCAGCCGACUCUGCAUCCUAGCGCAGCAGCCGGUACCCACUUCCCGCAUAUGAGUUCCGCAUAUAAUUUUGGGCCAACACUACUGGGUGCAACCCAAGUUGGGAGCUACCCAGGGCAGCUAAAUCCGUGUCCCCAGUCACAUCCCCACAGCCACACACAAGCUCAUUUGAUGCCAUCUUCCAUGUUCUCGUCAUUGCCUGUGAGUGCAUACUAUGCACCAGCUUCGGGCGUCCCCGUGGCCGCACAACAAACACUUAUGGCACCAGCUGCAUCAGGAUUGACCCAUCAGACGUCGUCUCUGUCCAUGACAGUACAACCAGCACCGCGAGCAUCCUCGUCGGCAUGCGCACUCGUUCAGACACUAAAUUGUCUGCCACCAGAUUUUCAUCACCUGUCGUCGAUUAACCUGAGCAACAUCAUUGGACUGAGGAACCAAGGAGCUGCUCUCUCAUCCAUCAAAGUUGUACCAAAUGUGGAAAUGUUAAAAAAAAAGGAUAUAUCUAACCGGGAGUCAGAGAUCGAGAAACUCAAAAUACCAGAAAAGAGGAAAACUGAUAAUAGCGAUCCAGUUAAGGAUUUAAAAAAAGCCAAACUAGAAACAAAGGCUCUGAAAGCCAAAAGACCGGGAUUUACGGAUGAGCGGUAUCAAGAAACAUCCUACUAUAUUGAAAAUGGUCUUCGGAAAGUCUACCCUUACUACUUCACCUUUACGACGUUCACGAAAGGACGUUGGGUGGGGGAAAAGAUUCUGGAUAUAUUUGCUCGAGAGUUUCGCGCACACCCAUCUGAAGAGUACGAACGUUGCAUUCAAGCAGGAACACUGACAGUUAACUUUGAGAAAGUCCCCAUUGACUACAGACUAAAACACAAUGAUCUUCUCGCUAAUAUAGUUCACAGACAUGAAGUUCCUGUGACAUGUCACCCAAUAAAAAUUGUGCAUAUGAAUGAGGACAUUGUCGUUGUAAAUAAGCCUGCAUCAAUACCUGUACAUCCUUGUGGCCGCUAUAGGCACAAUACUGUUGUUUUCAUACUCGCAAAGGAAUUCAACCUCAAGAAUCUGCGCACAAUACACAGGCUUGACCGGUUGACAUCUGGCCUAUUACUGUUCGGACGGAGCCCAAAGAAGGCACGGCAAAUGGAGCAGCAAAUUCGCAAUAGACAAGUGGAAAAAGAGUAUAUCUGUAGAGUGGAGGGAAUUUUUCCAGAUGAAAUCCUGGAAUGCAAGGAACCCAUUGAGGUAGUAAGUUACAAAAUAGGAGUGUGUAAAGUCUCGCCACGAGGAAAAGAUUGUACCACAACCUUCCAAAAGCUUUCGCAAAAUGGCAAAACUAGUGUGGUACUGUGCAAACCCCUUACCGGACGGAUGCAUCAGAUCCGAGUUCACUUGCAAUAUCUAGGUUAUCCGAUUCUUAACGAUCCCCUAUACAACCAUGAAGUCUUCGGCCCCUUGAAGGGUCGUUUUGGAGAUAUCGGUGGAAAGUCAGACGAUGAGCUUAUACGCGAUCUCAUUAAUAUCCACAAUGCGGAGAAUUGGCUGGGAAUAGAUUAUGAAUCCGAUAUAUCUAUAUUUAAAAAUUCUAAGGACGAAACAGAUGGCGAGAGCCUUAGUAGCGAACAAACUUUCGCUGUUCACCAUAGCGACGACGACGGUUGUGCAAAUUCGCGCGAAACUACUCCGCCUUGCUUGGAGCCUCUCCGAGCUGAAGUAGACUCCAAGAAAUUAGAGCCUCCCAACGCUUCCAAGGAAUUUGUAGGUACUGAUCUAAAGGACCCUAGCGAAAUUUCUUCAUCACUGGAGUUAUCCGAUACUAUCCACGCUGUCGAAGGUGGGAAUGCGGAUGUUGGAAUAAAGCUAAAUAAAAUCACAACAGAUGCACAUUGUUAUGAGUGCAAGGUUCACUACCGUGAUCCCAAGUCUAAGGACCUUAUCAUGUAUCUGCACGCCUGGAAAUAUAAGGGUCCUGGAUGGGAGUACGAAACUGAAUUUCCUUAUUGGGCUCGCCGAGACUGGGACUCAGAGUCUACUUAAGUAGCAACAAUUAUAUACCAUAACAGAGGGUGGUGACAAAAAAAUGACAAAGCACAGAUGAAAGCAUCUUGGACCACAUGAAGUAUAUGAUUUCUGACAAGAAUGACCAACAAUAAGUCUUUUUCUGCAAGAGAUAAUGUCUCUUUUUAUGAAAAGAAUGUAUUUAAAUGAUGUAUUUCUAUAACCAAGUCAUAAUGUCAACAAAUCGGCCUAGCUUUCAUAUAGAAAAGAUAUAGGCAUAUACAUAUAUAUUUAUCUGCAAGGGUAUCAAAUGCUUCGGGCCACGGAGCAAGCCUUCCUUUGAAUUAAUAAGUUAAUAAAUGUACAUAUUAAGUUAAUAUGAACUUAGAGAUACGCACAUACAUAUGUAUACCGUAAAAGUCCACGUGGGCCCAAGAAAAAAUAGAACAAAGUAAUUAUAAAAAUUAGAAAAUUCAAAUUGUGCCUUUAAGAUUGAAUGUACACAUGUAUGUACAUAAGUAUGUGUUGAUAUAUUUUUAUGUUAUUUAUAUAUAUAUAUACCUAAAGACAUUUGGUUAUGUUCAAUGUGGGUACGAAAACCAUGAUGAUAAAUCUGCCUGUUUUUUUCUUAAAAAUUAUAUCGUUUCUAAAGAACAGUGAAGUUUCAAAUAAAUCAUAAAGUGAAUGAGCUGAAAAGACAUGUAAAAACAAUUUAAAGCAUUUAUUGCUGACGAUAAGCAAUCACAUGUUUUGUGCAUACAUACAUCCAUAAAUAUGUGUGUAUGAAAAGUACACCCCAGUGAGCAGUGGGUGAUAAAAAGCUGACUCAAUGGCCAGUCCUAUUCAAAUGGCGAGGAGUUAGUACAAAUUUUUGUUCGCAAUGGCCCUUCCAAUGAAACUUCCUUAUUGUAAAACAUUGUAAAUUCAUGUAGUUGCCGCAGUCUUAACCUCAUUCUUAUUUCAAAUUUAAGCAGUCAUAUUUAUGGUCAUAUUAGGAAAUUUUAAUUUAAAACAAAUUUAAUUAGGUAAAUUAAUCCUUCAAUAUUGAGGAGCAUGCAAUCAACAACACUACAUAGAUGAAAGCCAAUCAAAUACUAUUAAAAGUAUUCAUUUGUCAACAUUAAAUUAGCUACAUCCUACAUUUAAAUAAGCAUCAAGCAAUAUACGUACAUAUU
Drosophila subobscura is the source of this 3665-nucleotide messenger RNA. It is a transcript of the gene RluA-1, whose product is annotated as RNA pseudouridylate synthase domain-containing protein 2. Gene Ontology annotation, molecular function: RNA binding; pseudouridine synthase activity. The transcript is spliced from 11 exons. Lineage: Eukaryota; Metazoa; Arthropoda; Insecta; Diptera; Drosophilidae. The record is from RefSeq and is a predicted model, not a curated record. Gene Ontology annotation, biological process: pseudouridine synthesis. Bases 295 to 2529 code for a protein of 744 amino acids.